Molecule: messenger RNA, 1717 nt
Organism: Perkinsus marinus ATCC 50983
Lineage: Eukaryota; Perkinsozoa; Perkinsida; Perkinsidae
Exons: 13
Coding region: 1-1656 (551 amino acids)
Source: RefSeq, a predicted model, not a curated record
AUGUCUACUCUGUGUAGUUUGAAGGUGGUACUCCCAUCAUCAAGUCCUGGCCUGAGGAGCGGUAUAGCAUCCUUAUCCACUGCCUUAAGAGGCUUUGCUACGGCCAGACAACAAACAAGUAGCGAUAUUCAAGCAGCUGUGAAAACUUUGAUGAGGGACAUAACAGCAAAAGAGAACGAGGACACUGGCGAUGCUGAUCCCCUGGCUGUUAACAAGGUCGUGAAAGGAGCAAAGACAGGGGGUCUGGACGAGCCUAUCCCUCUUAAUCGGGCUGGCUUGAUUGAAGCUGUCAAAGGUGUUCAACCGACCCUCUUCGACUCAGCAGCAGCCUCUAUAGUAAGGAAGCUGUGUGAGAUAGAUGCCGCGAUAGUCUCUUUGGAAAACUCAACUUCCACUGAAGGCAACGGUAAGGUUGGUCGUUACACUCCUGGCAAUGGUAAAACAGCUGCCGUCAUCACUGAUAUGGAGAUGGAUAACCUCUUGAAGGCUGUUACGGACAGCGCUAUAGCAGUAGCUCUAGGGUACUCCCCUGUCACCCUCUACUGCCCCACUGAGGUGGCUGAGCUGCCUAGAGUCCUCCUAGCUGGUCGUGGAGUAGAUAUACUCACGAAAGAUGUCACUGCUGAUAUGAUGCAGAAUGUCUCAGUGAUCAGCUGCCCAGCAUCGUAUCCGCGCUCACGUCUCUUCUCCCCGGAUGAUGACGUCACAUCAUCAACUACCAAGGUUCAGUCGUUGGGCCGAUGGUCACAAGGGACAGCUUGGAUGCGCUUAGGGAGGCUUUUCAAUCGAGGGAAUACCACCAGCAAAUAUGAGUUGCCACUCUUGGCCGAGGAUGCGCUCACCUUCUUAGAGCCCUCAGGCCAGAAGAAGUUGAUGGAGGUCUUGGACGAAACUUUGGAUGUCAUCAGGAGUGUAGCCAACGAGUCGGGUGUUAUCGAGCGUACGACAGCUAAAGAUGAGACUAGAGUACGGCAUCUACUCCUAGCAUCACCCGAACCCUAUGAUGCACUAGUGAAGACCUCUGUUUUCGAUGCUACCAUGAAGGAGCUUGCGACUACUGAUAAUGAGGAAACUAAAACAGUACUUCACUAUGUGUCGUUGGAUGGAGAGCCCAUCGUGGAUCCAGCCAAGAGCUUUAGUCGUUUCACAUCUCGAAGUUUGGGAUGGCAAACAAUUACACAUACUUCUUACGAACAUCUCUUGAACUGGCUCAAUGAGCAUGAUUACCGCACACCAGAGUUCUACAGCACAGUCGACUAUAACCUCCUUCCUAAGGAGUUCACAGACGCUGUCGACGUUGUCAAUGACAGGUUCUCUCUUGAUGCAGUUCAACUAUCGUCGUGGUAUAUAAACGAUUACCUUGCUGGUGGUGGAGUCGUUCUUGAUCCUAACGAGAUGGUCAGAGACAUUACUACCAAGCCUCAACCUAGGAAUGAUAUGUUCGGUGGCUUCGAUGAUGCUACAGAUCCGAUCACUGACUUGUCCGAAUUCAGUGAUGAGGACUCUGGUGACGAAAUAGAGGUUGAUGGAGAGGAAAAGUCCAAUGACAAGGCGACACAGAGUGACGAUGUUUCGGAUGAUGCCAACAUAAAGAAGAAGAUCAUCAAAGAGUUUGGCUCAUUGAAGGAUGCCACUCCUGCCGAGAAUAAGGAAUAGAGGAAGAGCAUGUCCACCCAUCGGACAGACGAUCAUUUGUUUCAAAAUCGUUUCAGUGCGA